Molecule: messenger RNA, 921 nt
Organism: Lolium rigidum
Lineage: Eukaryota; Viridiplantae; Streptophyta; Magnoliopsida; Poales; Poaceae
Product: suppressor of ferric uptake 1-like
Exons: 3
Coding region: 1-921 (306 amino acids)
Biological process (GO): regulation of DNA-templated transcription
Molecular function (GO): sequence-specific DNA binding; zinc ion binding
Source: RefSeq, a predicted model, not a curated record
AUGGUGGUGGCGGACGGGCUCCAAGGCGACGCUGUCGCCGACGAUAUCUUUGCCAGCGACGGCGACCUCCAGGCCUUCUUUCAGCAGGCGGAGCUGGAGGUGCCGGCUGGCGGAGGCGGGGCCGGCCUGGAGGAGCUGGAGUGGCUGUUAAACGAGGACGCGUUCCCGGCGGUUGAGACGAUGGAGCCGAAGCAGGCGGUGACGGGGCGUCGGACGACGGCGGCUGAGCCGGGGCAGCGGCGGUGCCAGCACUGCGGGACGACGGAGACACCACAGUGGCGCCAGGGACCGGAGGGCCGUGGCACGCUCUGUAACGCGUGCGGCGUCCGGUACAGGACCGGCAGGCUGCUGCCGGAGUACCGGCCCGUCAACAGCCCCACCUUCUCCCCACAAGUGCACUCCAACAGACACCACCGCGUCGUGGAGAUGCACCACCGCCGGGGUUCGUCAGCCAGAGACAUGAAUGCCGGGCUGGAGGUGACGGCUGGGGCAGGCGGCGAGGGGGCGGCGGCGGAGGAGGAGCUCGAUUGGCUGUCGAACAAGGACGCGUUACCGGCCAAGGAGACGACAGAGCGGAAGCCGCCGGUGGUGAGGCCUCAGACCAUGGCGGCGGUGUACCGGCGGCGACGGGCACUAGCGUCGAGCCCCUCGCCCACAUGGCCUUCUGCGGGGGGUGUACCAGGGCAGAGACGGUGCCGGCACUGUUCGACGACGGAGACGCCGCAAUGGCGCCAGGGACCGGAGGGCCGCGGCACGCUGUGCAACGCGUGCGGCGUGAGCUACGGGAAGGGCCACCUAGUGCCGCAGUACCGGCCGCUGAGCAGCCCCACCUUCUCCCCGGAGCUGCACUCCAAUAUACACCGCCGCGUCAUCCAGAUGCCACUGCCGGUGCCGGUCAACAUCGAUUCGAUUACACAGUGA